UUCCUGUAUAAAGGAAGGCUCGUCUGCAAACACCACUAGCCAGUCCCAGCUUCUUUUGACGGAGCAGCCGCCGCCGCCACCAAAGAAGCAGUAGCAGCAGUAGUAGCCGCAGCAGGAUUGUCAAAUUCGGGAGCCAGCUUUCUCCCUCCCCUCCCUGGCUAAUCCCUUCCGCUUCUCCGGAUCCUAGCUUGACAUCUCUGGACCCAGGAGCUGCAUGAGUGUGCGUGCAAAACAGCGGAAGAAUGGCAGUCCUCAAACUCACCGACCAGCCCCCACUGGUCCAAGCAAUCUUCAGUGGUGAUCCAGAAGAGAUACGAAUGUUGAUUUACAAAACAGAAGAUGUGAAUGCUCUGGAUGCUGAGAAACGGACUCCGCUUCAUGUUGCAGCUUUUCUUGGAGAUGCAGAAAUCAUUGAACUCCUAAUUCUCUCAGGGGCUCGUGUAAAUGCCAAGGACAACAUGUGGUUGACCCCACUCCACAGAGCUGUUGCCUCCCGGAGCGAAGAAGCUGUGCAAGUAUUAAUUAAGCACUCAGCUGAUGUCAAUGCUCGGGACAAGAACUGGCAGACUCCUCUCCAUGUAGCUGCUGCAAAUAAGGCUGUUAAGUGUGCAGAAGUCAUCAUCCCACUGCUAAGCAGCGUCAACGUCUCUGACAGAGGAGGGCGGACAGCCUUACACCAUGCGGCUCUGAAUGGCCAUGUGGAGAUGGUCAAUUUGCUUUUGGCUAAAGGAGCAAACAUCAAUGCAUUUGACAAGAAGGACAGGAGAGCUCUUCACUGGGCAGCAUAUAUGGGCCACCUGGAAGUGGUGGCCCUGCUUAUUAACCAUGGUGCCGAAGUCACAUGCAAGGACAAGAAAGGUUACACCCCACUGCAUGCUGCAGCCUCCAAUGGACAAGUAAAUGUGGUUAAACACCUGCUCAAUCUAGGGGUGGAGAUUGAUGAAAUCAAUGUCUAUGGAAAUACGGCACUUCACAUAGCCUGUUAUAAUGGACAAGAUGCUGUAGUCAAUGAGCUGAUUGAUUAUGGUGCCAAUGUGAACCAGCCUAAUACCAGUGGAUUCACCCCUCUGCACUUUGCUGCUGCCUCUACCCAUGGUGCUCUCUGUCUUGAACUGUUAGUGAACAAUGGGGCAGAUGUGAAUGUCCAGAGUAAGGAUGGAAAGAGUCCACUGCACAUGACAGCUGUCCAUGGAAGGUUCACACGAUCACAAACCCUCAUUCAGAACGGAGGCGAAAUUGAUUGUGUGGAUAAGGAUGGCAAUACCCCUCUCCAUGUGGCUGCAAGAUAUGGUCAUGAGCUUUUGAUUAACACCUUAAUAACCAGCGGAGCUGACACAGCUAAAUGCGGUAUCCACAGCAUGUUCCUACAUUUAGCAGCACUGAAUGCUCACUCUGACUGCUGCCGGAAGUUGUUAUCUUCAGGCUUUGAAAUAGACACACCAGAUAAAUUUGGAAGAACCUGCCUUCAUGCUGCUGCCGCAGGAGGUAAUGUGGAAUGUAUAAAACUCUUGCAGAGCAGUGGAGCAGAUUUCAGUAAGAAGGAUAAAUGUGGGAGGACGCCUUUGCACUAUGCAGCUGCGAAUUGUCAUUUCCACUGUAUUGAGACAUUAGUGAACACCGGGGCCAACAUUAACGAGACAGAUGACUGGGGACGAACGCCUUUACACUAUGCUGCAGCUUCAGACAUGGACAGAAAAAGAAAGAACAUUUUGGGGAACACUCAUGAAAACACAGAAGAACUUGAAAGAGCCAGUGAGCUAAAGGAAAAGGAAGCUGCCUCAUGCCUGGAAUUCCUACUUCAAAAUGAUGCAAACCCAUCAAUUCGGGAUAAAGAAGGUUACAACACCGUACAUUAUGCUGCAGCCUAUGGCCACAGGCAAUGUCUGGAAUUGAUUGGAAGCAAAAUUCCACUGGAUAUACUUUUGGAAAGAACCAACAACAGUUUUGAGGAAUCCGACUGCAAUGCCACGAAGAGCCCGCUGCACUUAGCUGCCUACAAUGGCCAUCAUCAAGCCUUGGAAGUACUUCUGCAAUCCCUUGUAGACCUGGAUAUCAGGGAUGAAAAAGGCCGAACAGCUCUGGACCUAGCUGCCUUUAAAGGACAUGCAGAAUGUGUGGAAGCGCUUAUCAAUCAAGGAGCGUCCAUCUUUGUGAAAGACAAUGUAACCAAAAGAACCCCACUUCAUGCCUCUGUCAUUAAUGGUCACACACUGUGUUUACGACUGUUACUAGAAAUUGCAGACAACCCAGAAAUUGUCGAUGUGACAGAUGCCAAAGGACAAACCCCACUGAUGCUGGCUGUUGCCUAUGGACAUAUUGAUGCUGUUUCUUUGUUACUUGAAAAAGAAGCAAAUGUAGAUGCUGUUGACCUCAUGGGAUGCACAGCUUUACACAGAGGGAUCAUGACCGGGCAUGAGGAAUGUGUCCAAAUGCUGUUGGAACAGGAAGUCUCCAUUCUGUGUAGGGAUUUCCGAGGAAGGACCCCCCUGCACUUCGCAGCAGCUCGCGGCCAUGCCACGUGGCUGAGUGAGUUAUUGCAGAUGGCACUUUCAGAGGAAGACUGCUGUUUCAAAGAUAACCAAGGUUACACUCCAUUGCACUGGGCUUGUUACAACGGGAAUGAAAACUGUAUAGAGGUACUUUUGGAACAAAAAUGUUUUCGCAAAUUUAAUGGUAAUCCCUUCACUCCAUUGCACUGUGCUGUAAUUAAUGACCAUGAAAAUUGUGCAUCACUGCUUAUUGGGGCCAUAGACCCCAGCAUUGUCCAUUGUAGAGAUGACAAGGGACGAACCCCACUUCAUGCUGCAGCGUUUGCUGAUCAUGUGGAAUGCUUACAGCUCCUUUUAAGCCACAAUGCACAAGUGAAUGCUGUAGAUAAUUCAGGGAAAACACCACUCAUGAUGGCAGCUGAGAAUGGGCAGGCAGGUGCUGUGGAUCUUUUGGUGAACAGUGCCAAGGCUGAUCUGACUGUAAAGGAUAAGGACUUGAACACACCCUUACAUUUGGCUUGUAGUAAAGGUCAUGAAAAAUGUGCCUUGUUAAUACUUGACAAGAUACAAGAACAGAGCCUUAUUAAUGCAACAAAUAAUACACUGCAAACACCUCUCCAUAUUGCUGCACGGAAUGGCCUAAAGAUGGUAGUUGAAGAGCUGCUGGCCAAGGGAGCUUGCGUCCUUGCUGUAGAUGAAAAUGGUCAUACCCCAGCCCUGGCUUGCGCUCCUAACAAGGACGUGGCUGACUGCCUGGCACUCAUUUUGGCUACCAUGAUGCCUUUUUCUCCUUCCAGUACAAUGACGGCUUUCAACUUCGUUUGUUUUAAAAAAGACCAUUUGAGCAGGACACAGAUCUGUGAUGGCACCAAUCUGAGUGGCACCGCUAGCUCUUGCACUCACAAUAUAGGAUCAGAGGACGGGUACAAUGAAAAUGAUUCUGAUUCGGAAACAUUUUGACUCUGGACUUCAGAAGCUUCCACUUAAUUACUUACGUUAAGUGGAGAAGGCGGGGCAGGAAGACUUUUUAUUCCCCAAAUUAUAUUGUGUCAGAGUGUCAUUAUGGAACCAAGCUUUGAGAAAAUAGGAGAAAAGGGUUUAGUAAAGUGUGCAAUGAGCCUAUAGGAAAGGACUUGGAGUUUUUGUUGGAAAACAUUCUCACGAAAUGUGCCCUGACUUUGAUUUCAUCAUGUUUUUUUUCUAUCUAAAGUACUGCUGUGAAAGUCUACCUCUCAUCUUAAGUAGGGAAUUUUUUAAAAAGGCAUUUUAUUAUUUCUUCUUUUGAAAUAAUGCAACAGAGUAAGGGGCUAUUAUAUCAAGGAUUUUUAUAUUGUGUCCUUGCUGUACAAUUAUCAGAAGCUUAUCAAUGUGGCUUUCUUGUACCAUGAGGGAGUUUGUCCUCAAAUUUCUCCUCACUCUGAUGUUUACUUCCUCAUUACAAGCCAAAGGUAAAGUUCACCUUCAGAGGUAUUGCCUGGAUUAUUGUUGCUAGAAGAGUUAACCACUCAUGUAUUCUCUCUGCCUCUCUAUCUUUGUUGAUAUGUCUCUGUCUGUUUUUCCUUUCCUGUCUCUGCCUGUUCAUAUACACAUACAUAUACCAACACACAUUAAGCACACAUGUCCAGAAGGCAUGUGCUAAGAAUCUUUGCUUAGUAGAUGAAUAUUGAUGUAAAAUUUGAUAUAAUUUUUAAAUUAUAAUAUAAACAUGACAUAUGCUAGAUUAUAUGAUAGAUCAUUAAUAAUUUUCACCUGAUCCACUCAACUCUGAUCCACCAUAGAAAGUUUAGUUCAUAAUUACAUAGUCCAUAAACUUUGUAGCAAUUUGCCAGUUUCAAGUGCAGUAGUUUGUUUUUUUUUUCACUGAUUCUUCUUCAAUUAAAUCAGAAUACUUCCUUUUUAAAAAAUAAAUUAACCACUAGGUUGUAAAAAAUAUUUUUUACACUAUAUUAGGAAGUUAAAUAGUCUCUUUGGUCAAGAGUAAUGCAAAGCAAGAAAUAAUGUAGGUCCCAAAGUGAACAUAGGCACAAAAUGGGGAAUAGCAAAAUGAGAUUUGGAAAGAAAAGCCAAUUAGCAUUGACUUGUUAAGUGGGAUCAACAUUAUGAAUACUGUAUCUGCUCCUUCUGCCAAAGCUUCUAGGUCAAAUGGACCCCGUUCCUCACCUGGGACAGAUGUACAAAAAGAAGAAUGAGACUCUGAAAAAAAUAUUUAUAUAUACAUAUAUAUAUAUAUGUAUAUAUAUCAUCAACCAGCUAUACACGAGGACCAAAAUGCUUCAGUGUCUAAAAUGGAAGAUAAAUUUUUUUUCCUUCAAAAUGGAAAUGAGAAAUGAUGUAGCUUUUCUAAAAAGUUAAAAUGUAUACUUUUUGAGUCUUGGUUGUAUUUUACAUUUCUUACGACACAGAUUUAUAGUUGAUGGCUUACCAUUUGUAACCAAUGAUGUGUUGACCACAAUUUAUUUUUUUGCCAAACCAGAGAAAAUGUUCAUAUAUACUUUUGAUGUAAAUGUGUUUAUAUUUAUUUGAUGUGAAGCAAAAGCCCAGGAAUUUUCUCCGUAGUUAUGUUUUAAUUGUUAUGUGUCUUAUCGGGCCUAUAAAGAAAAAAAAUAGCAGAAAAAAAAUUGACUCUGAGCUAGCCAGAAUGCCUGGGGUCCCUAUGCUCAGCAUAUCUAUUGUUAAGGUUUCCAGGCUAACCUCAGGUUCUUCCACAUCUUUUAGGAGGGGAUACAGAAUGCACAGUCAUUCCAUUGCUCAGAUCCCCUCUCACUGUAGCUUACAGGGCAUUGCUAUCUCUCAGUAAGGAAGGCUGAACUCCAGGUGGGUAUACUCUAGACACAGUCCUUGAGAGAAGAGAAUAGAAAUGGGUGUUGGUGUGUGUCAACAUGAUACAGACAUGAAAGGUUCAAAAGUGAUCCUACUAGCCACAAGAUUGCACAUAGUCCCAGUAAAAGGAUCCUAGCAGGAAAACUAUGACUUAGGCUGCUGACUCAUGGUCUGAGAGAAGUUAAAAUCACCAGUCCACAUGCUUAGUUUUCCACUUGAGCCAAGAAAAAGGGAAGAAAUACUUCUUGAGGGGCUGUACCUCUGACAUUUCUUUCUUUUUCUAGUUUAGUCCUGGAAAUUUCUAUUUUAUAAUAAUCACGAGCAUUUUUUAAAAACAGUGUUCAAUGAGAUCUAAGCAAACUAUAGAUACUAUAUUGUGUUUUUCAAUACCUGUAAAAUACCUUAAUCUUUUAGCAUCUUGGAGGAAUUAAAAAAUUGGAACUCACUUUACUCAUCACGAAUGAGAACUUGUUCCAAGGACUUGUAGAAUUGGUAUUGAUUUCAUUGGAAAAGUUCAAUGACACUUUUCUAGAACUCUGAGGAAAAGGGGAUGUUUUCUCCUUUCCCCCCCUUAACGUUAGUACUGUAUUCCUUUUUUGAGAAGAAUGAUUUUUUUAAAAAGUUGCUAACUAGCAAUAACUACCUUAUCUUUAUUAAAGCACUGAAAAUAAGGGGGAACCAGCUUUGAAGGAGAGCUGUAUACUGUGGUGUCUUUUUGUAGAAGUGACUGGAAAUCUCACUAAAAUGGUAUUUGUUUUGGAAUGAAAGGAAGUGGCCUUUUAAGCAGGAAAUGAAAUGUCUUCUUUUAGAGGACUAGUGUUGAAUUUUUCUGUAGAAGAGCAGAGAUAACAGGUAAUAUUGCAGCAAACCACAGUGAUUCAACCUUAUCACAGUGGAACUAUAGUUUACCUUUCUACUCUAUUACAUUGUAAGAGGACAAAGGAACAAAAUUGAAAUAUGCUUACCAGGAACUGACCAGUAAAUUUAUUUUUUCCUUUUCUUGAGUUGGUUUUGGUGACUACAAAAUUUGCUUUAUUUAGGACAUAAGGAAAGAUUGCAUUUAGUUUUUGUAUCUUCUAAGUCUAUUGCUAGAAAGAAAAUCAUAUUUUCAACAAGGCUCACUAAGAAAAAAGUGUUUUUUUAAAUAAAUUUUCAGAUUCCUACAUCAUGGUGUUUAUUGUUCUUGCUUAAAUACUUUUUUUAAGACUGUAUUUUAACCAGAGACACGGGGAUUUUUUGCAUUGCACGUAACUCUUCUUGUUCACCAGUGUCUGCCUAUCUUUGAUAAUACGUUACUAUCUCCAAAUUGCCUAAAACUUGUUCUGAUUCUACAGCAAAUAGCUCAGGGGAUUUCUAUUUAUCACUACUAAAAGGGCACCAUAGUAUGUUUGGUACUUUAUGCAGUAAACAGCUGCUUGAAUUGUUAUUUUAUUACUAAAUUAGAGCAAGAACAUCAAAUGAAUUGCUGCAGUAGUUAUUCUUUGUACUGUGGAGAAAAUUGGUUAGCUCUCUGUUGGUUUGGUUUAAGAACUUGCGUCUUUUCUGGUGUAAUAUGAAGUUAGAGUGCCUUUUUAUAUUUGUGUAUUCUGAAAAUGUUUUGUGAAAUUUAUUGUAUUUUUUCCAUUUGAGUGUUAUCAAAGCAAUAUAAUACCAGUCGGUUUUUAUUUCAAACUUUUUUUGAAUGUAUACAGUCUUUUUCCCCCAUUCCCUUUCACUUGCUUUGAAUUUUAAAUGAAUGUGCUAAAUUUCCAUAGGAAUGAUGUAUGAUUUUUUUUUUGCAGUGCUAAAAAUGCUUUCUUCAUACAGAAACUAUAAACCAUAGAUCAGUGUUAGAGGGAAAAAGCAUUUUAAAAUAGUGACAAUCUGAGCGUGUGUAUAAAAUGUAAUUCUAUGCUUUUCUUAUGCAGUGAUCUAAAUAUUCAAAGCCAAUAUCUUAUGUUUGGUAGUUUUGUCAACAUAUUUUAUGCUUUAGCAUGUGCAAUAUAUCUUUACAAAGCACGAUGAUACGAAUCUGGUGCCAGUGUUAUAUUUUGCAUAACAUAUUUGUAACGGCAGAAAUUAUUGGUUGAUGGUUUCAGUGGGGUUUUGUCUGUAAUGUUUUAUUAUGUAAAUUGGAAUUGAAUGACUUCGGUAAAUGUCAUAACUGUAAAAAUGAGGAAAAAAACUUAAUUCAUUGAAUGACUGAUCCAAUCUGAAUCUUUUCAAGCACAGUUUAAUAUCUUUUUCAACUACUGAAUGCUCUAUUAAUGUAAUGAAAUACGUAGCUGUAAACUAUUGAAAUGCAUUCAGAUGGUUAUUUUUACAAAUAAAAACGGUACAAAUAUUGUUGUGA
Molecule: messenger RNA, 7641 nt
Organism: Phascolarctos cinereus (koala)
Lineage: Eukaryota; Metazoa; Chordata; Mammalia; Diprotodontia; Phascolarctidae
Gene: ANKRD44
Product: ankyrin repeat domain 44
Molecular function (GO): protein binding
Source: RefSeq, a predicted model, not a curated record